This is a messenger RNA of Colletotrichum godetiae, 1206 nucleotides long. RefSeq lists its product as uncharacterized. NCBI's taxonomy places the organism in Eukaryota, Fungi, Ascomycota, Sordariomycetes, Glomerellales, Glomerellaceae. The coding region runs from base 1 to 1206 and encodes 401 amino acids. The transcript has 6 exons. The record is from RefSeq and is a predicted model, not a curated record.
AUGGUCGAGGAGAAAACAGGAGAUAUGACAAGGUAUUGCGGUCGGACCAGACAAAAGGGCCAUGGAAGGGGGCUUACACAAGAGAGCGAAACCCCAAGGAGACACAACGAGGGAGCAAUUAGAUCUAAAUGUCAGAUCACUAGCGCUAACCGUGUUUCGUGUCCAGACGUGGAGCAUUGCUGGCCAGUGCGCAAUAUCAAGAGCAAUCUCAAAACCGUCCGAGGAUUCGAAUCUAGGCUUGAUUGCCAAUGGGCUGGCUCCUCCAUCAGCACAAAGAGGCAGGGCCAUCCCAAGCAACGGGCGCCGUGGCCAUCCAUGGCCGGGGCGAUUCUCAUUCAACGUCCGGCAGCUGUCGCGUCAUCCGGGUACUCCAAUACGUAUGCAUUCCAAUAUCGCUCACUGUCGGCUCGUCUCUCCGUAUGGAAAGAUUGGUUCGGGAGUACACGAACGAAUCGAGUCCAAGACAACCUGGCCAAAAAGUGGUUCAAACACCGAACCGUUGCGGCCUUGCCCCAAUCGGCCACUUUCAUGACCGAUCACAGCUUCACGGGUCGUCAAGCCUCUUCCUUCGAAGCGGGGAAAUGCGACCCCCAUGAGUCCACGGAAGUAUCGAGUUCACCGUCAUCACCCCCGAACAAGGUCGACAUGAUGGACAAGCAUGCCACGGGGUGCCCUGGUUAUUCAAUAUACGCUUGCCUAUACGAAGAAGCCGUCUCGUCUUUGACAUGGACCCUACAGACUGACAACUUUGACCCUUGCCGUACUUGUCGUCAACGUUCCGCCGUUACCUAUCAACUACUGGGUAGUUCAGAAGACGACCCCGACUGCAAUCCUUCCGAUCUGAACGCCCGCUCAUCAGGGGUCGCAGCUCCAUGGCUUCCCCUUAACUGUCCUGCCGGUGACUUCGCCACUUCGCGCCCAACAGGGCUGGCUCCUGAGCGACCAGCUUUCGACGAGAUGGAGGGUGAAUCGAUAUGGAUGCAGACGGACUGGGCUGUGGGAUGCUCCCGACCGGCACGGCAGUGGAUCAAGCCACCAACCUUGUCCACAUUCUUCCGCCUAGCCCAUCAGUGGAUCUCGAAGAAUCCUGCUGCCUGGAAGUCAUCACAGUUCGUCGCCAUGCCCGCAGAGCGUAAGCGACAAGAGAGCCGACGAGCGGCUACCGAGUAUCUCAACAGACUACUAGCACCAUCGUUUGGCUGGUAG